Messenger RNA from Salvelinus namaycush (lake trout), 2192 nucleotides. RefSeq names its product divergent protein kinase domain 1A-like. NCBI's taxonomy places the organism in Eukaryota, Metazoa, Chordata, Actinopteri, Salmoniformes, Salmonidae. The record is from RefSeq and is a predicted model, not a curated record. The transcript has 6 exons. The coding region runs from base 109 to 1395 and encodes 428 amino acids.
GGUGGUGAUCAGCAGCUGCACGGACAAGACAGCAGCGCUGCGUUCAGAGACAGGCUUCGGCUGUAACUACACGAAAGGCUCCGCGUAUGGAGAUCAUCUAUUUUUGUGAUGGCGAGGCGUCUGUUUCCACGUGCCUGGAUAAAUAAAUCGUUAUAUUUCCAGGCUCGUAUCUCCUUUGUGCGGGUGAAAUACCUGUUCCUCACCUGGCUGACAGUGUUCGUGGGAGGCUGGGUGAUCUACGUCCAGUAUUCUAACUACACCGAGCUCUGCCGAGGACAUGAGUGCAAGAACGCCAUAUGUGAUAAAUACAGGAGGGGCAUCAUUGACGGCUCGGCCUGCAGCAGUCUGUGUGACAAAGACACCCUCUACCUGGGAAGAUGUCUCUCUACCAGCCCCAACCACCAGGUUUACACAGGUGGUUGGGGUGAUGUGGACGGGGUGAUCCGCUGCCGGGUGGGGGAGGUGCUGCACUAUGAGCUGGGAGAAGAGCCAGAGCCCCGGAGGGAGGCUGCAGUCUUCGACAAACCCACCCGUGGCACGUCUGUGAAGAAGUUCAGAGAGAUGGUCUUCAAUCACUUCAAGUCAAAGCUGGGCGAGCAGGCCAACCUGGCCAGCCUGGUGACCAAGAUCCUCACCGUCGCCGACGGCAACAAGGACGGGCACGUCUCCCUCCCUGAGGCCCGUUCAGCCUGGGCUCUUCUCCAGUUGGAUGAGGUGCUGCUGGGCCUGCUCCUCCAGGACCGGGGCCACACCCCUCGGCUGCUGGGCUUCUGUGGGGACCUGUACGUGACCGAGAGGGUCCCUUACGGCCCCCUGUACGGUCUCAGCCUCCCCUGGUCCCUUGAGACCUGGGUACCCAGUGAGGCCCGACGCGGCAUGGACCAGUGGUUCACGCCCUCUUGGCCCCGCAAAGCCAAGAUCUCCAUGGGUCUCCUGGAGCUGGUGGAGGACAUCUUCCACGGCAACUACGGCAGCUUCCUCAUGUGCGACCUGAGCGCCGACCAUUUCGGCUACACGGACCGUCACGACCUCCGCCUCACCGACCCCAGGGCCAUCGUCUCUGAGGACACGUUCCGGCGAACCAUGCGUGCGCUGCACUGCGAGAAGGACGACGACUGUGUGCUGGGGCCGGACUGCCGGACAUCGUGCGACAUGGCUCAGAGACGAUGCAGGGAGGAGGUGACCCAGCCCAACCUGGCCAAGGCAUGCAGGGUGCUGAGGGACUACCUUCUGAGAGGGGCGCCGUCAGAGCUGAGGGAGGGGUUAGAGAGGCAGCUGUACGCCUGCAUGGCCCUCAGAGGCUCGGCGGGACAGAUGGACAUGGAGCACUCCCUGAUUCUGAACAACCUCAAGGCCCUGCUGUGGAGACAGAUAUCCCAUACUAAAGACUCGUGAUGAGGGGACAACACAACCGAGUCCUCAAAUACUUAAAAGGAAAGAUUCACCCAUUUUGAAUGUUAUCGUUUUUGUGCAUCUGAGUGAUGUUCUAUCGAUUCCAGGGGUCAUUUCACGUGUCUGAGCUAUUGCUGUUCAAGCAGGCAGAAAUACAAUAUAACAUUCAAAAUGAGUGAAACACAAAAACAACAUCAUUCAUUCAAGACGUACUACAUUGUUUUAUUUAUGUUUUGCUGACUCAUUGGAAGAAUGAUAAUUAUAAUUCCUGUUCAGGAUGCUGGAAAAUAACUGUAGAUCUGCUGUUUAUGACAGGGCUCAUGGAGUCUUGUUUUCCCCUCAGAAAAAAGAUGGAACAUUUGAUAAGUUAUGAACUACACGUUGGAAGUACACUUGCACAUUUCGGUUUCUUCAAUGUGACCAAGGAAUCUAUCUGAAGAAACAGUAUUAUAGAGGUCUAAGGUAUUGUUCCAAUUCUCUCCUUUCCAGUGUGCACUUGUUCCCUUCUGAUUUGAAAGGAAAUGACUGGUAUAACCAAUAUGGUGGAAACUUCCUGUAGUCCAUACCUCAACCAAUCCAAUGCUUUUAGAUUUAUGGGAAAUAGUGGAUAGUGUACACUUCAGGAGACAUUGGAAUGUACCCAGCUGUCGUCCUGAAUCGGCCUAUGACGAGCCAUUAUUCUUGGUUUGUGUACCAUGUACAUUUUCUUUUUAAAAUUUUUAUCCCCAAUUUUUCGUGGUAUCCAAUCGCUAGUAAUUACUAUCUUGUCUCAUCGCUACAACUCCCGUACGGGCUCGGGA